Emericellopsis atlantica is the source of this 2619-nucleotide messenger RNA. RefSeq lists its product as uncharacterized. Lineage: Eukaryota; Fungi; Ascomycota; Sordariomycetes; Hypocreales; Bionectriaceae. Gene Ontology annotation, biological process: translational elongation. Bases 1 to 2619 code for a protein of 872 amino acids. The transcript has a single exon. Gene Ontology annotation, molecular function: GTPase activity; translation elongation factor activity; GTP binding. The record is from RefSeq and is a predicted model, not a curated record.
AUGGCAUCUAUUUUCACCUGGGAUCCCAACCCUCCCAAGGUUGCCUCCCCAUGGCUGAUACCAACAGACUCUGGCAAGUCCAAGAAUGGGGACACAGUCAAGUCGAAGCCAGGCUCGGCCCCACACGCAGGAUUGCUGUCGGAUUACGGAGUCACCAAGCUUCGAGCCGAACCCGAAGAUGGGCCUACCGAGUACAAGCUCCACCUGCUUUUGCGACCCCGUAGGGCUUAUAAGUCCAUGACCACGGCCUCAAGGUCUGUCGGGUCGUAUACGGGACGACCGAGGGAGCCUACGUCGGAUUCCACGCAUGCAGCAGCAAGCCAGCCACGCCAGCAGCGGUUGCUCCAGCUGACCACACAGUUGCUGUGGCGGCUACAGCAGUCCUCUCCCUACCAUGUAUCGAGCUCCAAGGAGAUCACAUUGCCAAGGUUGCCGGGUGACGAUAUCGAUUUGGAACGGGCAAACAGCCCGGCAAGUCUCCUACCCGGCCUCGAAGAGUCCAGGGGUGCCUUGUACGAGAUCGGCGUUUCUGACGAUGGGACUCUUGUUGGACUUACGAAAGAUGAGAUGGACGAGAGUAUCAAGACCCUUCGAGUCAUGGCCGCUAGUCUUGGUUGCUCUGUAGAGGUACUACGCAUGGUAAUCGUCGGAGACUGCGAAUGGUUCGACACUCUUGGGCCGGAGAAGACAGAAGUCCCAAGAGAAGCCCCCUUGUGGGUUGCCGAGGCCCUCGUCACGCCAGAUCUGGGCGGCGAACACCGCAAUGGUGACGAGGCCGAGAACAGCAAAGCCGGGUCGACAUCUGCAAGCACCACGCCAAGAAAGGAGGAGGCCAUGGUCGUGCCUCACACAGGCAAGUCAGGAACGCCUCAGCUCAGAGUCACAUUCACAGGCCCUACGACUUCUGGGAAAUCGAGUCUGCUCGGGACCCUUUCCACUGGUGCACUGGACAAUGGGAGAGGCAAGAGCCGUCUCAAUCUGCUUAAGCACCGGCAUGAGGUGGUCUCGGGCAUUACCAGCUCCAUUGCUCAGGAGCUCAUUGGGUACAAGGGCCAGGACAUACUGAACUUUGCGCAAAGAAGCAUUGAAUCCUGGAUCGACAUUCACGCUUGUGCCGAGGGCGGACGGCUGGUUUUUGCGUCCGACUCAGGAGGUCAUCCUCGAUACCGCAGGACGGUCCUUCGGGGUCUCAUGAAUUGGGCGCCUCACUGGAGUGUUCUCUGCAUCGCGGGCGACGACAAGGAGCUCGAGCAAGACAAGCAAGGUGCCACGCCGGGCACGGGUAAUGUCCCAGCUGCCGUCGCUGUCAAUGGCGCCUUUGUCAGGGCGCACUUGGACUUGUCACUGAAGCUCAAUGUCCCGAUGGCUAUUGUCGUGACCAAGAUGGACCUUGCGUCGAAGAGCAGCGUGCAAAAAACAAUGUCCAAGAUUCUUUCGGCCAUAAAGGACGCUGGCCGGGUGCCCAAGAUUGUGCAGCCUGAUGCUAAGGGCCAUGCAGGCCUGCUGCGGAUCCCCGACGAGGAUCUUACCAAGAUACGCGGCGUCGUGAGCAGCAUCACGGAGUGCGGCGAUUUGACAAAGCAUGUGCCGAUUGUUCUCACCAGCGCAGUAAAAGGCACUGGGAUCGGGCUGCUGCAUGCUUUGUUACAGAGUCUGCCUAUGCCACCGACACCAACCUCUGAAGAUUUUGUCGGCAUGGCCUUGAAUCCAGAGCAGCCCAAGGUCCUCUUCCACGUCGACGACACCUUUACACUACCUGCAUCAUACAGCAUACCUGCCAGCAAUGCGGCCGCUAAGCGUGACCGCGGCAUCGUUGUCUCGGGACAUUUGCGGUUUGGCAACCUGUCUGUCGGGGACUUUCUCGUGGUUGGGCCGUUCCCUCCAGAGGAUGACGAGGCAAGGGUCUUCGCACCCGAGGAUAAGGCAUCUCCCGGUAACUACGGGCUGUCGAUAUCCCAUCCCUCCUCCGCGGAGCUGGCUAAAGUCGCCAUGAAGAACGCCGUAUCGGCGUCGACAAUUGCAGGCGAGUGGCAUACGGCUGAGAUUGUGAGCAUAAGAAAUCUACGUCUGCCAGUCCGGACUCUUGAAUCAGGCCAGGCUGGAACGAUUGGUCUCAUUCUCAAAAAUCCAUCCACAGCUGGGCACGAAGGUGGUGAAUGCGCGCUGCAAGACUCUCCCAGGAUACGGCGUGGAAUGGUACUUGCCAUCCCAUCGAAACACAUGGUCAACACAGGCCUGUCAUUGCAGGCCGCGAGCGGGUUCACUGCCACAUUCAAGGACCCCGAUAUAAACUCUCUGGCGGUUGGUGCGUUUGUUAACGUAUAUGUCGCUAGUGUGAGAGCGACUGCGCGCGUCCGGGGCAUCUCGCAUCAUCGCCGUGACGCUGCUGCAGCAGCAGAUGACGACUUUGAUGAUGUCUUUGCCCUCAACGACGAACUCGAGCAAGGGGUGACUGGCGGUGCAGAGGGCCCGAAAUUCGGCGCCGAAGUGUUCCUGGAGCUGUUGCAUAACCGAGAGUGGGUUGAAUUGGGGUCGCCCGUCAUUCUGUUGGAGGGCGGUAGCCAGGACAAAACCGGGCUGGAGGGUUAUGCUGGGAGGAUCAUAGAGAUUGUGGAGUAG